Messenger RNA from Marasmius oreades (fairy-ring Marasmius), 339 nucleotides. RefSeq lists its product as uncharacterized. The record is from RefSeq and is a predicted model, not a curated record. The transcript is spliced from 2 exons. Lineage: Eukaryota; Fungi; Basidiomycota; Agaricomycetes; Agaricales; Marasmiaceae. The coding region runs from base 1 to 339 and encodes 112 amino acids.
AUGUGGGAGCGACCAAAUGUCCAGAACGAUCGGUAUCAGACCGUCGCGUCACAUAGCGACCACCGUUCCCGAUACGCUACACUGCAGAAGAUCUCAAAUCUGGUCUCGGAAUGGAUCCAAGAACUGAAAACAUCUACUUCAGAUACAUCAGUUCUUCGGAAGAGGGAGAGAAAGCCUCGGGAGGAAUCAACGUUCAUUGAUUGUGUCCCUGCGCACGCCGCAAUGUUUCUUUGGUUCGCUGAGCUCUUUGGCCGAGGGCCCGAGUAUUGCGGCACUCAGACGCCCUGGAUGGAAAGCGAAAGCUGCCCAACGCCUGUGCAUGCUUUGACUCGCCUAUAA